AUGGUUCAACAUAAUCCAAUCAUCGAUUAUGAAAAUGAUGAAGAAGAGCCAAGCGAAAAGGGAUCCAAUGUGAUGCACGUGAGAAAUAUACCGGUAGCUUCGGUUCAAGCACAUCCUCCUCACCAUACGGAUCGAUACAACAUUCUAUUUGAUGGGGAUAAAGGUGAAUGA
This is a messenger RNA of Anisakis simplex (herring worm), 171 nucleotides long. The record is from the annotation of a GenBank genome assembly. NCBI's taxonomy places the organism in Eukaryota, Metazoa, Nematoda, Chromadorea, Rhabditida, Anisakidae.